AUGGCGGCACCUCUGGAUAUCGACUACACGCGACGCAACAAGAAGCCGCGCCUCCUCACGGAUUCGGAGAGGGACAAGCUGGAUGAGUUUAUCGAUUCGAUACAUUACUCUUCACGGUACGCACCAACCACCACACAAGACCCCACCACCACCACCUUCAAAGCAGGGACGGGACACGGGACACGCGGAAAAGAUUGAAAAUUGCUGAUUCGGGGAGUGUGUGUGGUGUACAGAUACAGCGAUGACCACUUCGAAUACCGCCACGUGCAGCUCCCGAAGCAGAUGCUCAAAGCCAUACCGAAGGACUACUUUGACGGGGCCCGGGGGACGCUGAAGUUGCUGUGGGAGGACGAAUGGAGAGGUCUGGGCAUCACGCAGGUAAACAAAAACUCCCCCCCCUCCCCCACCUCAUGGAGAUUUGGAAUUCUUGCUGACUUGGGGAACCCUUUUUUCCCACACAACAGAGCUUAGGAUGGGAACACUACGAAGUCCACGAGCCGGAACCACAUAUCCUGCUUUUCAAGUAAGUCGAAAGCCUCAGCACACAAUUCCGCGCGCGCUGACUAACCUUCUCUCUCUCUCCCUUCCUCAGGCGACCCAUCAACUUCGUCCCCACCCAACAGUAG
Lecanosticta acicola is the source of this 626-nucleotide messenger RNA. The record is from the annotation of a GenBank genome assembly. NCBI's taxonomy places the organism in Eukaryota, Fungi, Ascomycota, Dothideomycetes, Mycosphaerellales, Mycosphaerellaceae.